AUGUCUUUUUUCAGAGAAGCUAUUCAGCCGGUGCGCCGUGCAGUCUCUAGUACGUUGGCUAUGGACCGCAGCGGCGCCUUACAGACUCGGAGGUGCCUGAGUCACUCUACGCGAGUGCGGGUUGUCCAGUCAACAGAGUCGAGGUUUAUGCAGUCUCGGAAUGGGAGGAACAGUGGGAUUUGGAGGGAAUUGAAUGCGAAUCAGUCGUGGUGUUCGCGGCGGUCGUUCUCUGCUACUGCGGGAGCCAGCCACGGGCAUAUCACGCCCCCAAAGCCCGGAGAAGAGAUCAAUAUCAGUUUCAUCGAUAAGGACGGAGAAAAGUGGGAUUUCCAGGUUGCCGAAGGUGAUAACCUGUUAGAUAUUGCUCAGGCGAACGACCUGGAAAUGGAGGGUGCCUGCGGUGGUUCCUGCGCCUGUUCUACGUGCCAUGUCAUCGUCGAAGACCCGGAUCUGUUUGACAAGAUGGAGGAGCCGUCAGACGACGAGAACGACAUGCUGGAUCUUGCCUUCGGGCUGACGGAAACUUCUCGUCUGGGCUGCCAGGUGAUCAUGACCAAGGAUCUAGACGGGAUGGUGGUCCGGCUGCCGUCGAUGACGAGAAACUUGCAGGCCAGUGAUUUUGUCGAGAAGAAGAGGUAG
Messenger RNA from Penicilliopsis zonata CBS 506.65, 639 nucleotides. RefSeq lists its product as hypothetical. The record is from RefSeq and is a predicted model, not a curated record. Gene Ontology annotation, cellular component: mitochondrion. Gene Ontology annotation, molecular function: 2 iron, 2 sulfur cluster binding. The transcript is spliced from 3 exons. Gene Ontology annotation, biological process: P450-containing electron transport chain; positive regulation of oxidoreductase activity. NCBI's taxonomy places the organism in Eukaryota, Fungi, Ascomycota, Eurotiomycetes, Eurotiales, Aspergillaceae. The coding region runs from base 1 to 639 and encodes 212 amino acids.